AUGUCGAGACGCAGUACGCGGUUAGUGGCGGGCGGCUACUACAGCCACAGCGACGACGCUGCCAGCCGCAGCUCGGCUGAGUCUGCGCAGGUCUCAUACAAGGAGACCCCCAUCAGGAUCUUUAAGAGGAGGACAUGGAAAGGACACCGCAGGAUGGGCACUUUGAGCUGUGCCAGCAACAUGAUGGAUGCCCUGGGGUCAGGCCCGGUCCUGCACAGCCCUAGCCACAAGAUGGGGGAUUCUAUGCAGCUACCCAGCAGCAUGGUGACCCCAUUGCAUGACCUCUCUCCCCCUGCAUUUACCUUCGGUCCCUUCACAAGCACAAGGAAGGCCUUCCUCCUCCUCACCCUCAUCCUCGCACUGCUUUUCGGCUUUUGCUACUGGAAUCUUUCUGUGACUGUCCAGCUGUGUUGUCAGGAGACUGUUCGUCCCCCUCUGCAUGACAGGUUACACUAUGGCAGUCUGUUGGCUCUGAAGAACAAAAUACAUGCUGAUCUGAGCAAACGGCAAGCCAGAUGGACGGAGAGUAGAGCUAGAGCAAUGGAGGAUAUGCUGGGGGAGAUCAGGCAGCUUAAGGAAGACGGACAGAAGCGGAAACUCGAACAGAAGAAGCUGCAGGCGGAUCUGCAGGACCUGAGGGUCCGACUGAAGACUGUUCAGUCAGAGCAUGGGAGCAUGUUCAAAGAGCAGCUGAAUGGGGUCCUUCAUGAGAUUUCUGAUCUGAGAUCAGAGGUAUCGGACCUCCGGUCAUCAUCUGAACUCCUCAGUGAUGGACUGGACGCAAAGUUGAAGGCCGAGCUCUCUGAUUGGCUGCUGCAGCAGCUGUCUGGGUCAGUUGACCCUGAGCAGGUUCUAGUGACGCAUCCUGACCUGCAGAGGGCGCUGGAUACCAUGGAAAAGAGGAUAAUGGACAAACUGGGAGAGGAAAUGAAGAAAGAGAAGAGAGACAUGAGAGAGACCCUGCAUGAAGAAGGAGCUGGAGCGGUCACCAUAAAGGAUGUGGAACAGAUCGUCCACAGAGCGCUGACUCUCUACCAGGCUGAUGGGAUCGGAAUGGCUGACUAUGCGCUGGAAUCUUCAGGAGCGAGUGUAAUAAAAAGCUCUGAGACGUAUCUCACCAGGACUGCGUACCUCAGUGUGUUUGGAGUCCCUCUGCUGUACCGCUCUGAAAGCCCUCGCACCGUCACACAGCCUGGACUGUAUCCUGGUAAGUGCUGGGCCUUCCGUGGUUCUGAGGGCUUCCUGCGGAUCUCUCUGUCCUACCCGGUCCAAAUUACCCACAUCACCCUGGAGCACGUGCCGCGGGUCCUCUCGCCCACUGGAAACAUCAGCAGCGCCCCAAAAGACUUCGCUGUUUACGGAAUGACUAAGGAGAAUGCAGAACAUCUUGGAACAUUCACUUAUGACCAAGAUGGGGAACCGAUCCAGACCUUCAAACAUCCGGACUCUCCGAGUGAGGUGUAUCGGGUUGUGGAGCUGCGGAUCCUCAGUAACUGGGGUCACCCGGAGUAUACCUGCAUCUACCGCUUCAGAGUGCACGGACAGCCCUGGACCACCUGAGAGACAGACAGAAGGAAGAACGGAGGAAUAUUUAAAUAAAAAAGUCCUGUCAGCAUAAUCGAAUGAGGUGAAGUUGAGGUCACUGCAGUCACUUGAGGUCAAGCACUCGAUAUUUCUUCAUUAUUCUUGCUUUCUUUCUUUUUGCUUGAUUGCUUUCACCAAACUGUGACAUGCUGGAAAUCCAAAUAAACAUUGUUGUUCUUCUUA
Pygocentrus nattereri (red-bellied piranha) is the source of this 1767-nucleotide messenger RNA. Its product is annotated as SUN domain-containing protein 2-like. The record is from RefSeq and is a predicted model, not a curated record. The coding region runs from base 1 to 1560 and encodes 519 amino acids. Gene Ontology annotation, molecular function: protein-membrane adaptor activity. Lineage: Eukaryota; Metazoa; Chordata; Actinopteri; Characiformes; Serrasalmidae. The transcript is spliced from 14 exons. Gene Ontology annotation, biological process: nuclear envelope organization. Gene Ontology annotation, cellular component: meiotic nuclear membrane microtubule tethering complex; nuclear envelope.